This is a messenger RNA of Carassius auratus (goldfish), 801 nucleotides long. Its product is annotated as class I histocompatibility antigen, F10 alpha chain-like. The transcript has 4 exons. The record is from RefSeq and is a predicted model, not a curated record. Lineage: Eukaryota; Metazoa; Chordata; Actinopteri; Cypriniformes; Cyprinidae. Gene Ontology annotation, cellular component: external side of plasma membrane. Bases 1 to 801 code for a protein of 266 amino acids. Gene Ontology annotation, biological process: immune response.
AUGAUCUUCAUAAUUUUCUCCAUCUGCAUACCUUUAGUUCAUUCAGCGUCUCACAUCUUCAUCACUACAUACACUGGAGUAAAUGGACAGAUGUUUGAAGAAACUCCAGAGUUUUCUGCUGUAACUACACUAGAUGGACAGCAGAUUGAUUAUUAUGACAGUGAGAUAAAGAAACUGAUUCCCAAACAGGACUGGAUGGAAGAUUAUGCAUCUAAAGACCUGUGGAAAGCAGAUACUGAGAUCAGAGAAAAUGUUCAGCAGAUCUACAAAAAUAAUAUUCCUCGUUUAAUGCAGCGAUUCAAUCAGACACACGGUGUUCACACGUAUCAGAGGAUGUAUGGAUGUGAUUGGGAUGAUGAGACUGGAGUCUCACGUGGGUUUGAUGAGUACAGUUACGAUGGAGAGCGUUUCAUCUCAUUGGACCUGAAGGAGAACAGAUACACUGCAUAUGUACCACAAGCAAUACCCACAGUGAUGAAGUGGAACCAUGACAGAGAACAACUUGUCUAUCUAAAACGAUACUACAGAUAUGAGUGUGUUUACUGGCUGAAAGAGCUCUUACAUUACUCUAAAGCUUCUUCUGAGAAAACAGGUAAAGUACCAGAGUCAACAGGACGGAGUUUGACAAAGCCAGCUGUCAAUGACAACAAGAGUGAUGACUUCAAAAAUAGAUAUUACAAAGAUGUUCACAGUGAUGAAUGUAAUGAUGAAACCUCCGUAACCAACGGAAAAAGGAGGCGGGACCGGGAACACAAUCAAAUAAAGCUUCGGCCCACCUCACUCAUCAAAAUUAACAUUUGA